GAAAGUAACAGAUGGACUUGUGAGGAUUAGAGAAAUCUGGGUGGUUUCUGAUAGAAACUCACCCAAGACAGAGGAGGGAGUGACGAGGGAGCGUAGAGGGAAGGUGAAGGAAACUGAAUCUCUGCUGGAGGAGAGGUGAAAGAAACAUAAAGAGUCCUCAAACACGGUGGUCGUCCAGUCAAAGACAGCUGAUGAGUGUCAGUUGGCAUUAAUCUCAUCCACCUAACCCUGCAAGAUUAACACAGAUUACCAGACCCAGAGGUAGGCCUGAGAUACCGGACUAAUCACUCCUUUGCGAGCUCAAUCCCACUCGCAGAGGUUGAGGAACAGGUUGAAGAACAGGAUGAGUCCUGAAAGCGUGACUGAUUAGUCGCAAAAUCCGCAGGAUAAGAUUUAGACGUUUAUCUUCAUCCAGGAGGAGAAAAGGUUAUAAAACAGAAAAGGAUCUGAGUCAUAAUGGCAGAGGAAAUGUGGUCUAGGGUUACAGCUUGAUGAGAAGAAAUGUGUGGAAUCAGACAUGUCGCCUGGCUUGUGCCGUAAUAUCAAGAAGAAAAGGGAGGUUUAAACUACUCUGCUGAUUUCUUUGAAACUGGACUAGGAGGAGAGCUGGAGUUCCUCCUGCAACCUCUGGCCCACACAUCUGUCUCUUUCUUACUCGCUCAAAGUGAUUAAAUCCCAGCACUUCAUCUUCCUCCAUUCCCUUGUCCUCUGACCUCCGCUCAUCGACUGCUCUCCUUCCUCAAGCUCCCACCCUCCCUUCAUCUUUCCACCUGACCUCUGACCUUUGUUCCACUUCUCAAACAUCCCUAAUCCCCUCCACCCACUUCUUCUCUCUUUUCUCUUUCAACCGUCCGCAAUGAAUCAAUCACCACAACAACAACCCGCGACACUUUAUCUGGACUUGUUACUGCAGUGUCACGGAAACCCCCUCGCUCCUCUCAUCCUCAUCCUGAUUGGUCAACAGAGCCUGUCAUGCUCUUGCAGCCAGUAUUGAACAGAGAUCAACAUUCAACGUGAAGCUGAAGCACACUCUGUGGUCAUCAUAACUCAUUUCUCCCUGAGUUUCUUCAAGUCCAGAAGCAACAAUGCUGGAGAACAUGUCCAGGCGUAACCGCUCCCUGCUGUCACUUUCCCUCACUUCACUGGCCCUCACCUUGUCCGUCUCAGCUUUCUGCACCUCCUAUUGGUGUGAGGGGACACACAAGGUGGUGAAGCCUCUCUGCCUCUCACCUGUCAAGAUGAAGAACUGCGGGCAGAACAACAGCCAGCCGUAUACCACAGAGACCCCCACCCCGGACCCAAGGCACCCUCCCUCCAAUGUGACGCUGUCUCCGCUGCAGAGGGAGGAGCUGGCCAGGAUAAAGAGGAAGCAGUUGGCCAAUGCAGUCCACUACAUCUGGGAAACAGGCGAGGACAAGUACAUGCUGCGCUAUUUCCACACCGGCUUCUGGCUCUCCUGUGAGAAGCACAAUGAAGGGGUUAAAAUCAAGUGCAGAAACCAGAAUAAAACGGGCUCCAUGCUGGUGGAAAAGGGAUGUAAAUUGUACCACAUAUCUGCUAUUAAGUUACUUAGUAUCACCAACAAGUCCCUGACACUGCUGGAGUACCUGUUGAAGACCGGUGACGACCGUGUGCUUCUGAAAAUGAAAGACAACAUCUACAUUGUCAAAGCCCUCACAGAGUAUCGCUUUGUAGAAAAGGAUGGCAAAGAUCAGGGUGUAAAUGUGAGAGAGAAGGCCAAGGUUGUCCUUGUUCUUAUGGAGGACGACGAGAAACUAAAGGAGGAGAGAGAAUUUGCCUUCAAGACCAGAGAGAAGACAUCAAAAAGUUCAGCUGCCUCAUCUAUGGACGCCAUCAAGGAUCCCAGCUACAAGCCAUGCUACGUUGCCGGGGCCACAGGACUUCCAUCCUUGGACAACAUACCCUCAGUGGCCGAUUUGACUGCUUCCUUUGCUGCCCGCAAAGAAGAGCGUCUUAAACAGGAAGCUGAGAAGAAAGAAGCAGAGAGGAGGGCCAAGAUGUCUGAAGAUGAGCUGAAAUGGGAGGAUGCUGGCAAAGGCAGUGAUGUGAAAGGAGCUUGGGGAGAAGAUAAAGCUGAGGAGGUGAAAGCAGGCCCAUGGGGAGCCCCCGAAGAACCUAAAGAAGCCACAGAUCCAUGGGGUACACCUGCAAAACCUGACACAGCAGACACAGCAGCCAGCAGUGAUGCUUGGGGGGCUCCAACCAAAACUGAUGAAGAUCCAUUUUCAGCGCCAAAAACAGAUGUAGCUAAAGAUGCAUUUGCGGCACCAAAGAAUGGAGAAGAUCCUUUUGCAGCACCAAAAGAUGAAUCCGAUCCAUUUAGUGCAUCAAAAGAUGACCCGUUCAACACACCAAAAGAUAGUUCAGAUCCCUUCAAUGCACCCAAAGACAAAGAAGAUCCAUUUGCUGCUUCAAAAGAAAAACCAGAUCCCUUUAGUUCAUCUGAAAAUGAUCCAUUCAGUGCCCCAAAAGAUGAUCCAUUCAAUGCCCCUAAAGAUGAUCCAUUCAACGCCCCUAAAGAUGAUCCAUUUAACAUCCCUAAAGAUGAUCCAUUCAACGCCCCAAAAGAUGAUCCAUUCAGCACCCCAAAAGAUGAUCCGUUUAGUACACCAAAAGAUGAUCCAUUUAAUGCCCCGAAAGAUGAUCCAUUCAACACCCCAAAAGAUGAUCCUUUCAGUGCUCCAAAAGAUGACCCUUUUAACACACCAAAAGACGAUCCUUUUAAUGCCCCAAAAGAUGACCCUUUUAUCACCCCUAAAGAUGACCCAUUUGGUACUCCGAAAGAUGACCCCUUCACUGCACAAGCAUCAACGCCACCUAAAGAAGAUCCAUUUGCAUCACCAGUAUCCUCCAAAGAUGACCCCUUCACUGCUUCCACUACACCACCUAAAGAGGAUCCUUUCUCUGCACCGACUGCACCUACCCAAGAUGACCCUUUUGCUGCACCACCCAAACCUACAAAAGAGGACCCCUUUGCUGCCCCAACAUCACCACCCAAAGAUGAUCCUUUCUCUGCACCAUCCAAACCUACAAAAGACGACCCUUUUGCUGCACCAACAACACCCCCUAAAGAGGACCCGUUUACAGUGCCAUCCAGUCCACCAAAAGAUGAUGCCUCAGAUCCCUUCAAUGCCCCUCCACUGAGCCCUCCCAAAGGCAGUGCAGAUGCAUGGGGAGCCUCUGCUAGCUCUCCACCCGGCACUGGGUCAGAUCCCUGGGGGACGCCAUCUGCUCCAAAGGAAGCAAAGGGCGGAGAUCCCUGGGGGGACGGGACAAGUGCCUCACCCAUUGAUAAUUCUGAUGGGUUUGGGGAUGCAUCCAAACUGGACAAUGACCCCUGGGGAGCCCCAGCUGCAGCUCCAGUUAACACAGACGAUGCCUGGGGUUCACCUGCUCCGACCUUAGACUCCCCCUCAUCUGGUGACCCCUUUGGAGACAGUGCAUCUAAAAAAAGUGAUCCUUGGGGUGCGCCGAGUGACGCACCUAGCAACGGGACAGGAAAGCGAACAGCGCAGGAAGAGAAGACAUGCAGAAAGACUGCUUCAUUUCUGGGCUCCGCGGGGGCAUCGCUUGUUGACUUGGACAAUCUUUUUUCUUCUAAUCCUCAAUCCAAACAGCGCCCCCUCGUCAACACGCUCGUCGCCCAGACACAAGCCAUCGGCGCUUUCAAAGCCAGAGGCAUGACAUCUGGCCCUGUGAUCAGAUCAGGGGCUGUUGCAGGGCUGUCCUUCCCUGAAACAUCUACCCCAUACUACAGUCCUUUUGGUUCCACCCUCGCUCCCACCUUUGGAGCCGCCAAUCCUUCCAUUGAAACUCCCCUAUUCCAGCUACCAUCCCAUGCCAUUGGAGCAUCUCAUUCUGGCUUAAAUAUGCGUCAGCCAGCUCAUGUGGCUCCUCCGGGUUCAGGAACUGGAAUGGUACAGUCUGUUUCUGUGUGACGGAGUCCACAAAUGGGACUCAGCUUGAACCCCCCGUGUGGAGGAGUGGGCAUGGUGCAGUCUGGAUCUCUGGUGGGGAAUCCUUUGGCAGAUCCUCUCCUUUUGGGAACAGGAAUGGCUCAGUCCAGUUUCUUUGGAGGGAAUCACCAAGCAGCAGCGGCUCAUUUGGGAGGAUCUACUCCACAGGCCGGGAACGGAGUCACCUUUCAACCACAGUUGCUCUCUGGCAGUGGGUUGGGUGAGACCAUGAACAAAAACAACAAUCCAUUCCUGUUCUGACAACCUGACGUGUAAUCUUUCCUGUCAGAUAGACGCAUUAUACUAAAUGACCAAACUGGGUGGUUUUACAUGUUUUAGCCUUCCAAAUGUUUAUGUUGCAACUGUUCUCCAAAAUUUAGCCCAAGGAUUUUAGAUUUCCUGUGUAUCUUUCGGGCAGCCAUUGGUUUCAGUUACCGUCAUAAUGUCAUGAAUUUUCCUUCAUAAUUUUUGUCCACCUUACAAUACUAUCAAAUGGUAUUUCAGUUUUGUAGGCAUAGGUAGUUAAAGUCCAGAUGAAAUGACCUAUGCAGAGUUUCUAGCUUCCCUGUUGUGACAGGGAGGAAAUUUGACUUGAUUAUUGAAACGUGGCCAUGAAGAAGUACAUUAAUGGGAUAGUAAUGGUAGUAUCCAUAAGAGAGAGAGAGAGAGAGAGAGACAAAGCCCAUUGUGUGCUCCAUAUAACAUACUGUAAAUUGCUGAAGCAGUCUGCUGUAAAAUGCCUUGUGCAUCAUCUGGAGCUUUUACAGUACAGACACCACUUUCCUCAUAGUGUAUAAAUUCUAGCCCGCCUUUAACCACAGUAGUUUGGGGAAACGAAGAUACACUGACGUACCAUGUUGUUGCUAGCUAGCUAACUUAAUCCUAGCUCUGUGCAGCUUUAAUUAUUAGCGGCUUGUGAUAUUAUUGGUUGGUACUAGCUUACUUAAACACAUGCCAUAUUUUGUUUUACAGGGGAAAAAAGAUUGGAUUUUGGUAUACAAAUAAAUAGAAAUUGAUUUUUAUUUUUUAUUUUUGGCAUAUAUUGUUAAGUAGGUGGACAGUACCAUCAGGCUGUGAUCUUAAAGGGUUUAAAAAAGCUUUUUUAUAUCAUCUCAAUUAUUUGAGAACUCAUAUUUGAAGACUGAUUAAAAAAAUGGGAAAAAGAUCAUUUGAAAUUGACCAUCUUACAUCAAAAACUUGCUUUUCAGCAGCCAACUUUCAAAGCUCGGAUGUCAGAAUGUGUGUCUUGAAUGCACCAGCAAAGAAGAGUUUUCCAAAACUCUUUAUGGGAAAUGAACUAUUAAUUUGAGAGGAUCCCUGCUCCCAACUUAACCAUCCUGUAAUAAAAGCAUUACUUUGACAAAAAUGAAUGUUUACAUGGGCAAACUGAAAUCAUGGCAGCCUGUAAGGAAGAAAAAAAUAAGCUGUAGUUCCAUUUGCACGACUUGUCAGGCUAAAAUAUGCAAAACCCAUCAGCUCCUCAGCUUACACCUGCCCUCCCCUUGAGAUUUACACAAGUAAUAUGAUAGCCACGGUUUAAAUGUAUGCAGUAUAUUAUCAGAAAUACUAGGUCUGCAUGAUAUGAGGAACAUAUACGAUAAUGUUGUUGAAUAUCACAAUAACAAUAUUACUUGUGAUAAAGAGAUAAAGUGUACUCAGUUCUGCCUUUUGCUGCUUUCAGCAUACAGCUAAAAUGCAGCAAAUUGAUGUUGAUUGAAAAAAAUAAAAUAAAAUCAAGGAAAUUCUUUCUAGGGAUGCACCGAUUGCAAAAUUCUGGGCAGAUAUCGACGUUUAAAAUAACAAUUUGGCCGAUAGCCGAUACCAGUGUUUUUUGUUGUUGUUAUUUAUUUCCACUCUAGUGCCAGGGACAAAAAAAAUCUUCAAUGUAAAAAAAAAACAAAACCUUGAUAUGUUUAAAUGUCAUUUAGCUUUUCAUUACACGAAGUCACUGAAUAAGCACAAUCACACAAGUGUAUAAAACAACCUUUAAUAAAACCUUCUUUCACAUAAAAACAUUUUUAAAAAACUCUUUCAGAAGUUUUGAACUACAUAUAAAACAUCAUAAUCCCUCAUUCAUUCAUUCAUUAUUCUCUAAAAUCUAUUUUUUUAUUUUAUUUUCAUUGAUUUAUUUCAUUUAUUCAAGUCUUUGCCAAAAACCAGAUUUUACAAGAUUGUAUUUGAACAUAUGAAGGUAUAUGAAGGAAUUUACCUUUGCCCAAUCCCAUAUUUUACUGAAUAGAGCUUUAACACAUUACAGUGUAAAUCAAUGCAGUGUAACUGUUAGCUGUCCCGGCCACCGACUGCUUGUUACAAUGUAGCAUUAGGGAUUAGCACUUCCCUGGGCACGUUGAUAGUAAGUUUACUGCGUCCUUUUGUCGCCAGGGCAUCCUGGAAAAGAUCUCUGGUCAUCCCAAACCCAUUUUCCCUUCUCUUCGGGAUGAUGCGACACUGUUAGUCUUGGGUCCUUCUUUUUAGCCUGCGCAAAAUUGCUGCAACACAACAGGAAACAUUGCCCACUGCCAUCGGUAAAUGACAUCUUAUUUCCAGAUAAGCUGAGGACAACCAACAAGGCAAAUAUCAGCAGAUACUGAUGUUCAGCCAAUAAAUCUGUGCAUCCCUAAAUUUCCACAUUCAUUUAUCGAACAAAUUGAACACUAAACCCAAAAGGCACAAGGAAAAAAGUGACAGUUUAAGGUGCAGUUUUCUACUGAUAUCUUUUAACAUAGUCAAAAAUCUUGAUCGCAACAUCACAUUCUUUCAUGAUGUGUUUAUUGUACAAGUUGACAUUAAAAAAAAAUGUGUACGCCCUGAGAAAUACAUGCAAAACGUGGAACUGCGUACUUCUAUUUGAAUCAAAUCUAUUGGAUCGAUCUUCAUGCACAAGUGUGAGAAACAGAGAGCACCUGUACGUGUGAGUGUCUUUGUGGAAAUACUGAAGAACUACCGUUGAUGUGAGUGUUGUAUGGUUUCUGUGACUGGACCUGUAAAACAUUGAUAGAACUGAUCCGGGAACGACGUCAUUGUAGGUUUCCAUUAAGUGUGUAUGUGUUUGUACAAGGCGGAGUGUGUGUGACCUGCAUGCACACAGUGUGUGUGUGGCUGUGUGUGCAGUAUAUAUUGUGCUAAUGUAAAUAGUGGAAGUAAUCACAGAUAAACCUUGAAAUAUGCUGUAUAUCAGAGUGUUACAUUCAUGAGUAACUAUUUAUUGAUCUAUUGAUUGAUUAAUUUAUUGCUUGAUUAUUUAUUGAUGCAGCAAUGGCCUCCUACAAAGUUCAGGUUAACUUUCUUUGCUGCGUCAUUAUCAGACAGGUUGGUCUGACAUGUUGAUUGGCUUCGGUCUGAUACUGCUGUUCAAACACUGUACUAUCAAUCAACUCAGUAACCAAUGGUGGCUUUCUCUUCCCUGUUUGCAUUUGUUCUGGAUUCACUGUGUAGUCAAACACGUCUCCUGGCAUUAAACAUGGAACAGAAAUGUAUUAUUGUAUGACGUUUAGCUGCAGCUUUGGCUAAAUAAAAACCGAAUUACAAACAUAUCAACCUCUUUAAUUUGCAUGCAGUCUGAGCGGAUCCUCCUCUGCCCCUCGUCUAUUUGGUGUGAGAGUGCUUAAUGAAAUAUUUCAACACACACCUGCAUCUCCUCUUCUACAAACAUCUGCUUUCUUGUGGCUGAGGAUACAUUUUGACUUAGAAAACAUGAACAGUAGCAGGAUUAAUCAUCCUUAAACACCUCACAUUUCAGUACAUCGACGCCACCCUGAAAGCAGACAGGACCAGUGACUUCUAAAAGGUCACACAGUUUUAAAUUGUUAGCAUUCUUUGUGUUUCAUGGGCCUGUACGUGUCUUUCAUGUAUUUAUGACUUCUUUAAAUGUGAACUUUGGUGAAAGACUUGACUGAAAGCUUAGAGGAGUUGUAGUAGAGAAAUAUGAGGAUGAGAAACUAGUCCAUAAUAUUAUUUCUCAAAUUUAAUUUUGUAUAAAAUGAAUUUAUUUUGCUGUGUAUUUAAAAAGCUGUGUUGUAAACUGUGACAGUAUACAGUAAAUUUGAGAAAUAAAAUGACACAAUAAGUGA
Epinephelus lanceolatus (giant grouper) is the source of this 8047-nucleotide messenger RNA. Lineage: Eukaryota; Metazoa; Chordata; Actinopteri; Perciformes; Serranidae. The record is from RefSeq and is a predicted model, not a curated record.